Molecule: messenger RNA, 7847 nt
Organism: Crotalus tigris (Tiger rattlesnake)
Lineage: Eukaryota; Metazoa; Chordata; Lepidosauria; Squamata; Viperidae
Gene: LPIN1
Product: lipin 1
Exons: 23
Coding region: 307-3276 (989 amino acids)
Biological process (GO): triglyceride biosynthetic process; fatty acid catabolic process; positive regulation of transcription by RNA polymerase II
Cellular component (GO): nucleus; mitochondrial outer membrane
Molecular function (GO): transcription coactivator activity; phosphatidate phosphatase activity
Source: RefSeq, a predicted model, not a curated record
AAGACGUUGGUAGUUAUUUUUCUCCGGACACGUAAACACCUUUUCCAGGAGGCUUAUGACUUAACAGGGCUACUUGAAGAGUCAGCUGCCAAGCCAGCGGGUACCAGAUUACAGAGCUCAUGUUUCUCUUCCAGGCUAAGGUUCCAAAAACAUGAGCAGGCUAAACUAGCAAGCAAACAGACGCGUUGGGGAAAUUAUUCUGUCUGCAUCUUUGUUGUCAACGGCGUGUUGCUUUAAGGCAGGAUUUUUGUUUCAGGUUGAAACUUAAAUCAGUGCUAGCGUCCUUGGCAGCAUAACCCUCUGGCAAUGGAGGAAGAGAAUCAUCUCAAGAUGCCAUCGGAAGAUACUGAGUCCCCUUGGUCCUGGAUUCCACUGAUGAAAGAUCCUGGCUGGAUCAGAGAUGUCUGGACUCGUAAUGUCAAUGCACAAACCAUGAAUUACGUUGGACAAUUAGCAGGGCAAGUCUUUGUGACAGUGAAGGAGCUCUAUAGAGGAUUAAAUCCAGCCACGUUGUCUGGAUGCAUUGAUAUCAUUGUUAUCCGCCAGCCUAAUGGAAACCUCCAAUGUUCACCUUUCCAUGUACGCUUUGGAAAGAUGGGAGUUCUGCGUUCUAAGGAAAAAGUGGUUGACAUAGAAAUUAAUGGAGAAUCUGUGGAUUUGCACAUGAAAUUAGGAGACAAUGGAGAAGCAUUUUUUGUAGAGGAAACAGAUGACAAAGAGGAGGCAAUUCCAUACCACUUGGCUACAUCCCCCAUUUUGUCCGAGGGAUCUUCUCUCAUGGAAUUACAGCUGAAGAGAAAUUCUGUUGAUAGGUUAAGGAGCAUGGACACUGCUGGUCCUUCACAGUUACCAAUCCCUACUUCUCCUUCGGCAACUGAAUCCAUGACUGCAAGUUGUUCUGUCAAGAAAAGGAGGAAGAGGAGAAGGAAAUCUGCCCAUAAAAUAGACAUUUCAAAAAGAGAUGAAAAUGCAGAUACCACGGAAGAUGAAAACAUGUUCCCGAUAGAAAUGAGUUCUGACGAAGAAAAUGAGCUCCUAGAUACGACUUCCAGAACAUCUGUCCUUGAUUUGUCAAGGGAUGAAGAGAUCGAGGCAGUUUCUUCUAUAAAUGCACUUGCUCAUCCCCACUCAGAUGGAGAAUGGACACCCAGACAGAGUAAACCUAGAACAUGCACAGGGAGGUCCUCUCAUCUCACUGUUCCAGCAGAGGGAAGCUUAUCUAGUUCUUGUCCUGACCUGACCUCUCACUGUCCUGCUGAAGACAGCCCUUUAGAUUCACGAUCGCUCACUCCUAAAAGUGAUUCUGAAUUAGUCAGUAAGCCUCUGGAAAGAAGUGUUAAGAACAACAAUCCUCAGAUGCAUUGGGACUGGGGAGAACUACCUCAAGCCACAAAGACUGCUACCCCACACAAGCCAAAAGAAUCCAGCACCUCAGUGACUGUGAAUCUUUCUGAAAGCACUCACUUCCGAGUCAUCCAGAGUACCGAUACGGAAGAGGUUCAGCACCUCUCUUCCCUACCUGACCCUGAACAGGAUGAGACUGUGCUGGUUGUGGAAGAAGCAGAGCUCCUGGCACCCGAAACAUCCCAAAUGGAUAUAGAGACUUUAGGGGCAGCAGCCCCUUCACCUCCGGCCGGUGAAGAAUUAAAGCCAGCCACCACCGGCUUGAUGCAGCCAGCCAGCAAAACAGAUUCUCCCUCGAAAAAAAAGGAUAAGCGGAGCCGACAUCUUGGUGCUGAUGGUGUAUAUUUAGAUGAUCUGACUGACAUGGAGCCAGAGGUUGCUGCACUCUAUUUUCCUAAAAAUGGCGAUCAUCUUGCUCUCUCAAAGAACGCCAGUGAUAAUAUUCCCCGCUCAGCCAAUCAAUCUCCUCAAUCGGUCGGAAGCUCAGGGGUGGACAGUGGUGUGGAGAGCACUUCGGAUGGAAUCCGAGACCUGCCCUCCAUUGCCAUUUCACUUUGCGGCGGACUUAACGACAAUAAAGAAAUAUCCAAAGAAAAGUUUUUAGAACAAGAAGUCUCUUAUCAGCAGUUUGUGGACAACCCAGCUAUUAUCGACCACCCUAACCUUGUGGUGAAGAUUGGAAACAAGUACUACAACUGGACAACUGCAGCUCCGCUCCUGCUGGCAAUGCAGGCAUUCCAGAAACCUUUGCCAAAGUGUUCUUGUUUAAGUUCUUUCCGUGCACUUGUGGAUACCAUUAGGUUUUGCUUUAACAAGAUUUGUAGCCCACGGAUAGCCACUGUGGAUUCUAUAAUGAGGGAUAAGAUGCCCAAAAAAGGUGGAAGAUGGUGGUUUUCAUGGAGAGGGAGGAAUAACUCUAUCAAAGAGGAAGCAAAGCCAGUGCAAAGUCUCAGUGGAGAAGAAGAGAAGAGUAUUGCAGACAGAAUCAAAGAUGAUUCUUCCUCAAGUGAUGAAGACCAUCGAACUAAAAGUGAAACCACUCACCUUCCACUGUUGACUGGAAUAGGUUAUAAAAAGAGUCUUCGACUCAGUUCAGAACAGCUGAAAAAUCUCAAUCUUAAAAAUGGUCCCAAUGAUGUCACUUUUAGUGUCACAACACAAUAUCAAGGAACAUGUCGCUGUGAAGGUACCAUUUAUUUAUGGAACUGGGAUGACAAAGUCAUUAUUUCUGACAUUGAUGGCACCAUCACAAGAUCAGAUACUUUAGGUCAUAUUUUGCCUACCCUUGGCAAGGACUGGACACAUCAAGGCAUUGCUAAAUUGUAUCACAAAGUGAGCCAAAAUGGAUAUAAGUUCCUGUACUGUUCAGCCCGGGCUAUUGGGAUGGCAGAUAUGACUCGAGGUUACUUGCAUUGGGUGAAUGAGCGGGGAACGGUGUUACCACAAGGGCCUGUGCUAUUGAGUCCCAGCAGUUUGUUCUCAGCUUUUCACAGGGAAGUGAUAGAGAAAAAGCCAGAGAAAUUUAAAGUUCAGUGUUUAACUGACAUAAAAAACUUAUUUCAUCCUAACACAGAACCUUUUUAUGCUGCUUUUGGCAACAGGCCUGCUGAUGUGUACUCGUACAAGCAAGUUGGAGUUUCACUAAACAGAAUAUUCACUGUUAAUCCAAAAGGAGAACUAAUUCAAGAGCAUGCUAAGACCAACAUUUCAUCGUAUGUGAGACUUUGCGAAGUGGUGGAUCAUGUAUUUCCCUUGUUGAAAAGAAGGCAUUCUUCAGAUUUCCCCUGUUCUGACACCUACAGUCAGUUCACAUAUUGGAGGGAGCCACUGCCACCUUUUGAAAAUCAAGAUGUUCAUUCUAGUUUACCAUAACUCUUUUGAAACAUCUUGGCAGCAUCUCAACAUCUCAGCUCUUCUGUGCUUCAGUUGUUCAACUGCAUUUUGCACCUCAAACAGAAUUUGGGAUGUGGUUUAAAAAAAAAAUCAGUUCAGAAAUCACCGUUGUUCUUUAAAAUAACAUUUCUCAAGGUUGCCCAUCCAGCUCUUCACCAGCACAAUGCUUAAAGAGGUACCCAGUGCAAUAUAUUCUUUUUAAAGGGACAGUUCUGGGUACCGUGGUAGUGGAAAUUUCAAAAUUGAAGUCCUCUACAGCCUUCAGUGUUUCCAUGUGAGCUUUGAAAGCACAGUGUCAUGUUUGCCCCUUGAACCACUACCGGAGCCAUUCCAUCUCCUACUUCUCAGUAGAGGAAGAGGAAAUAACUCUAAGCCUUCGAGGUGUAACACGUGCAUUUUUUAUACUCCCCCCCAAAAUGGUCGUCAACGAAAUACGUUGAGAUCAAGUGAACAAAAUUCAGUCGGUUGAUAAGCUUAACACAGCAUGGCUGUGAUCACUAGCACUGUACUAGUUUGUAUUGAUAGGGGUAUGAUUCUAGCCUCCAAUUCUGUCAAUAUGUACCAUUGCCAAAUUGUUCUUUCAAUUUCAUUUUAUGAUGAAUUUUUUUUUAAGGAAUUGAAUGCACUUCGAUUAUCAGUUGCACGAGGUUAAUUGGCUCUACUAAGUUUUAGCCAAAUCUUGAACCUGCUACUAUUACUUUACGCUGUGUUUCAUCUUAAUCCUGCUAGAAGGUUUGGGCCCACCAGAGGUCCCACAGUGCAAUAUUUUUAUGGUCAUAGUUAGAGUUUACUACUAUGACCUAUGCUUUUCAAAUAGUGUGUCUUAGAAGGAUAAUUGGCAGUGGAGACCUCUGCCUUUCCUCUUUUCUUUUCCAUGAAGAGUGUUGCCAUUUAAAUAGAUGUGGCUCUUCCCAUCUAACAUAGUACGCAAAGGUUUCUGCUUCCAACGGCAAGGGAAACACGUCUGGAAGUAUUUUUAGUGAAUUUUCUUGAAUUGUUUUGUUGCUGGUUCAGCAUAUUUUAUUUGCACUAUGUGAACUAGAUGUGAAGGGUUAAGGAGCUGGCUGAUUUUAAACCCUCUGAAGAUAUUUCCUUCAGUAUUCUUUUUAUUUUAACACACAAUGUUGAGAUUAAUACGAUGUGGGGCGCCCUAUAUUAUAGACAGCCAUUACUGAGAGUUUUUCCUUUACAUUUCAUUUUUUUCUUGAUGCAAUUAGGAGAAAUCAUUAUCUUCCCUUUUUUUGUUACAUUUGACUGUCUUGAGGUUCAACAUUAUAAAUGAACCUUUUAGAUUGUUUUUGAGAGAAGUUGCUUUUUACAAGUUGCUGGCCUUCUUUAAAAUGCAGAUUUCCAUUGUUUACUGUAUAUCAAAUAAUCUUUUAAAAAAACAAAAUCCUUGCUUUUAUUAAACUAUUUCCUUUUAAUAUUUGUUGGAAGGUUGCUAGGUGAUCAGUUUAAGACUAGACAUAAAGACAAUAGGUUUGAGGCCUGUAAGUUUUUUUAAAGUGAGAGACUGGGCAAAAUUAAAUGCUGUUGAGAUGGUUAGAACAUAUGUUAAAAGAUCUUUCUCACUAUGUUAAAAUUUAAAUCUAAUAUUUUUCUCUUGUUGAUUUCUGAGUAAAUAAUACCCCUUAGGAGAAAUUGUUUGGAAUCCUUCUCAUAUCAAUUUUAGAUAUACCUCACUUGCCAUUAUAUAAAUUCUGCUUCUUUUAAAAGGGAACUCAGAAUUCUGCCUAUUUGCGUUUUCAUAAUUGCACUUUAGCAGCUCCCAAACACAGUGGCCAAAGUUAAUUACAAUAAAGUUAAAUUAGUUUCAGUCCCAAUAAAGUCAUUGAGCCUAACUUCUGAAAAAAUAUAAUGGAUUGGGUAUUAUAAAAAUAUAAUUAGAUUAGGUCCAAAGCCAUAAGCCAAUUUUAAGUAAGAUACAAACUAUUUUAGGAAAUUUGUUUGCCAUUAACUCAGUGGCACUUUUACAACUGAUAGUGAAAGUUACAUUCAGUAUGAUAGCUUGUCACUCUUUAUAUUUAAUGAAUUAAUUUCACACGCUGGCUCCUGCAAUGCACAUUCCGCCAAAUAAUUAUGUCAUUAGCUUUAUAGCGCAACUGAUACACCUACUCAGAAAUAAGCCCCAUCAGUACAGUUGAAUUUUGUCAUACAUUAAUUGUGUUUAAAAUUUGCAAUUUUAAUCCUGUAAGACAGCCCACAUGAUUAAAUCAUAUGUUCUCAACAAUCUUUGGAAUGAAGAUCGAUUCAAAUCAGGACUGUGGGUGACUAUAGCCAUGGCCCAGCUAGAAAUUGGUUUUAUGUUCACAUUUAAUUCCUUCUGUGCUGUUAAUUUUUGUGUGAAUACACAGCCCUUUCUGAAGCAGCAUCACUGUUUCCUCUGAUUACUGUUCUUGGCAGUCCAAAGCAGCAUAUAUAAAAUAAUUUAAAAUCAAUACAAAAGCUAAAGAGGAGCAUGUAAAACCAGAAGUGCUCAACCCCAAAGUCAUUUUGCUUGAUAGGGAAGGAGAAAUGGGGUUGAGAUUUGAAUCAGUUUCUCUUUCAAACUCUAUUAAUCAGCUUUUUGGAAAAAACAACAACUUCCCAUGUCUAAAGCCCAAGCUGUUGAAAUUGAAGAGGGAUUAUGUGUGCACAACCAUAUUUCUACAUGUUUCGCUUUAAGAGGCAUACAAGCAUGUUCUUUUGUAUUCCAGUAGCUGAAUUAGGGUAUCGAUAGCUGUAAGGAAUAUCUAUAAUGAAACAUCUAUUUAUUUCCUUUUGCUUACAAUUGCAAAAAAAAGAGGACUAAACAUUAUGUCUCCAGUCUAAAGUUAUGAUGCAAAUCCAGUAACUGAAAUGAAAGUAAUUUGCCAUGGCAAUUCUUAUCAGCAGGUAGUGGAUAAAGAUGGAGUCGGAUGCGUAGGACUAGAUCACACAUUCCAUUUCAUUCCCUUGAAGGGGAUUUUGUUAUUUUCCUUGCCUGUGACAUCCUAUAUAUAGUAUGAUUGGACACCAUACCUUACUGGGAUUAGUAAAGUGUUUUUUUCUCCUCAAUUAUUUCUGAAUGUACAUUGAUUCCUAUAUGUGGGCAAUAUCACAGUACAUAAAGAAAUACAGGUACUGAUCCAAAACCAGGACAGUUUUAAGGUCUUUAAAAUUGCUAGUUGAGCAACAUGAAAUCUACUUCUCAGGUCCAAGAACACAAUUAUGGAUUUAGCAACAUUUUAUAAUCCAAAAGUCUAGCCUGGGGAACAGAAAGCCAUGGGAAAAACUUGUUUCAAUAUUAUCGCUUUUGGGGCAUGUUUCUCUUGUUGCAGAAUGCUUCUCUUGCUCGUUCCUCUUAAUGCACAUUACAGCCAGGACAUGUGUUUGCCAUUUUGAAUUUGUAUUUGAAUUCUCAGAACAAAAUGUGCACAAUCCAGCCAAGGUUAAACAAUAGUGUUGUGUAGCACUUUGGAUCUUGCUUUGGUGCAGCUGCUUUACAGUUGCAGAGAGAUGUUAUACCUCCUGUUUUGCUCUGAACACAUUUGGGGGUAUUGAAUGUAAAACUCUGCCCAGUCCUAUUAAACAGGUUUCAUUCCCGUUUACUUAAAUUACAAGAGCACAGCUAAAAAUUAGUGGGAUUCACUACUUGGUACAUGCAGAUUGUUUUCUUAUUCUAGUUUUUAAAGGAUGAAAAAAUUGCCUUAUAAACAGGAAUUUUAAGGAAUUGUUCAUAAACCAACAGUAAAUAUUUUCAGGAAUUGGACUCACCAAGGUUAAACUGAGAAUUCUUGAGUGGGUCUGUCCUGAUCACCCAACACAUACUCUACUGCAAUAAUACUUGAGGCAAACUCUGAAUUUCUAUAGUAAUACGUGAAAUCACUUGAGAAACCAGGGCAAAUUUAUUUUGUUCUUAUUUGCUGAUUUUAAUAUACCGGGCGUCAAAUUUAUUUUUUAAAAACUUGCCUAAACUUUGUUAGAAAUGCUAUUGUAGUGUUGAAUGGAGUUGCUGAGAAGGAUUUCAGCUGAUAGUUAUGGCACUGGUAGGGAAGGAAUAUUUUUUUAAAGCAUUUUUAAGCUUUAUUGUUAAAAAUUAAAAUUGGUGGCAGAUAUAGUUUCUAAAUAGUUUUUAAUUUGGCUAGGUAGUUCUGCAUACAUUAAAAUGGCAUUGCUGAAUUUGCACAAUAAACAUGGUAUGGAUGAAUUAAUUCUUUCUGUGAAAGAAAAAAAAGACCCUCUUCACUUCUGGUGUAUUGAUGGUUUUCUAUUACAGAAAAGAUACCUUUUCUAAAUAGAAAGUCAAUAUAUGCGCUGUUUAUAUGGUCUCCCAUAUAUUAAACUAAAAUAUGCAAGGUGGAUCCCUGUUUAUUUUGAUACAUUUUAUGGCUAUUCAGUUCCAUAUGUUGAAAAUCAAAUAAUGGCGAUGGAAUUUGAGGGCAAGUGGGAGAAUUAUUAAUGGAUAUAUAUUUGAGGGAAAUAUUUUCUCUGUGUAUGUGUGCAGUAAUGCUGGGACUCUAUUAAAAAUCAUUUUGAUGGUCAACAAAAUGCAAAUAAAUAUAUUGUAAUAAAUUCAAUCCAUUGAAAAA